UGUUUUUUUAUAAUCCCUCUCUUCCAUUGUUUAAGUCUGUGCCUGACAUUUGAGAUCAAACAAUGCUAGUGCUGGUGUGGCGGGAAUUCGGCAGACAAAAUGAAUUUCCAAGAACUAAUGAGUAAAGCAAGUGAAAACAAUAUCAGUGCUUCAAAACAGUUAACGAAAUCAGGACAUAAGCAUAAAGACUCAGCACCUGGAGUUUGCAAUUCUGCAGUGAAAGCAUUUCUAGAAAGAAAAGAGCAAGAACAGAAGAAAAAGCAAGCUGAUGAGGAAGCUGCAAAACGAGCCAGAAUUCAAGCACGACUACUUCAAAACCUAAAAACCAAUGAAGGAAAGAAAGGCAAGAAUGAGAGUACACCUAAAUCUUCAUUUCUAAAUCCACCAUAUAAACAAGGAGAAGAAGAAGAGAAAAGUAUGCUAGCAAAGUGGAAAAAAGAUGAUGUCGCUGCCCAGUACCAGAAAUCGGGUGUGUCGUCUAAACCUUCAGUUUCGGGUAUUAAGAGCAUUGACAUUACUAGAAGUGCAAUAACAAAAAAUAUGAAAGCAAAACACAGCAAAAGAAUUUCGAAAGAUAAAUCUGGAAAAAGUAAUGAUUUUGUGGUGAAUGGGAAAAAGAGUGAAACCUCAAAAGUUAAAAAAGAAGUGAAAACUGCAUCUGCUCCACCGAACUUUAAGGAACUUCUUGCAAUUGCAGAAAAAAAUAAGUUUGGUUUGAAAAGGACGAAAAGGGAAACAGAAACUGUGACAGGCGAGAAUAAGACUGAAGUGACAAAACUCAAACGAUGGCAUAACAGCAGUGGAGAGCAUGAGUUAACUGAAAUGGACGAAAAACAAUUGCCAAUCAAGAAUAAAGAGAAGGUAAAAGAGAAGGCUGUAAGUAAAGCAAAGGGAAAACAAAAAGAAUCACUACGGAAGACUGCAGUGGAACCAGAUAGGGACAGUUGCCACAAACAAAGAUCACAUGUAAAUGAAAGCUCGAAAACUUUAAAGAGAAUUAGAGAUUCUGAAACGUUAGAAAAGAAUGCCUUAAACAAAAAGCCUUCAAAACCUCUAAUUCAUCAUGCAAGACCGCAGGAAAGCAAAGAUAGGAUGAUGUAUGAACAAAAGAAUUAUUAUCCCAGACCGACACAUAAUUACUAUGAGGAAGAAGAAGACUCUGAUCUGGAUGGCUUUAUUGUCGAUGGAGAGGAUGAAGCAUGUGCAGAGCAAACUGACGUUUCGAAAUAUAUUAAAGACAUUUUUGGCUACGAUAGACGAAGAUAUGCUGUGGAAGACUUUGAUGACUCAGCCAUGGAAAGUAACUAUGGACAGAUUGAAAGAGAAGAAAAAAGAAGUGCAAAAAUUGCAAAACUUGAAGACGAAAUCGAGAUUCUUAAAGAACAAGCAGAACUCAAGCGGCUGAGAGACAACUUAAAAAAAUCAAAAAAGACAAGGAAAAAAUAAUUUGAUUCAUGAUGUGGCCAAACCAAAACGUCUUUUUCCUUGGAAAGUCCUUGUUUUGUGUGUUUGUGUUGUGCAAAAUGUCCUUGAAGUUGCAUUAUUAAUGACACUGGAUCUGAAAGCAAUUCAUUUGCCCUAUUUCAUAAUGACGUCACAUYAAAACAAACUAUUGUUUAUACGCUAGGGAUCAUGGUCGCUGGAGGGGGAUGGAAUGACAACAACACAUCUUAAAUCACAAUGAAAUUUGGUUAAUGAGCUGGUGAAGGCAAGAACAACUAUUACGUUAAAUAUCUUGAAAGAAGAGAAUUAAGAUUAAAUUUAGCCUAAAUUUCUAUCAUUUUAGCCGAUGUAAAGAAACUCUGACGUCAUUAUGAAAUAGGGUAAUUCAUUGAGAGUCUUCAUCACCAUGACUGCAGUUCAUGAUAUCUUGGAUUUAUAAACCUUUACACAUGUCUCUUCAGUAAUUUUUCCCAGAUGUGAGGUAUCUUGAUCCUGAUCCCGUCAUGAUUAAGAUCAGGUGUUUCUGUUCUGAUGUAGAUGACCUAUCAAACUCUGCAAUUAUUCCGAUCUUAGUUUUAUGCACCACAUAGAAACCUCACAUCUGGCCAUGAAAAUACCGUAAAAAUCUUUGAAAAAGAUUACAAAAUACUUCUGUGCACCAUGAUUUUAGUAGCUUCCGUAAGACUGUGGAAAACCCAAAGUACUUAGUCAAUUGUACCUUGAACCUGACGUUUCGCAGUCAAACAGAGUAAUGGACAACUGAUCAAACGUUGGAGAAUAUUGCGGCUUUUUCAUGUAGAAAACCAGGAAAACAUUCGUCAUUUAUACCUAGGUGAAGUUUAUAGGUGAAGUAAAUAUCAAAGAUGGCGGUUUACAUAAUAUUGACGGGGAAUGCAACUUUUUCAAACUUUUCGACAAUGCUACGUCAGGUUGCCAGGGCCACUUGGGUUGCCAGAGCCAGUUAAUGAGGCUAAAUUAUUGCUAAUUUAUACAUCCAGGUCGACACGGUCAAUGAGUAUCUACGCCGUCAUCUUUGAUUUCAGUACUCGAGUGAUUAUAUAAAUUUGUUCUUUGAUUUUA
Molecule: messenger RNA, 2523 nt
Organism: Actinia tenebrosa (Australian red waratah sea anemone)
Lineage: Eukaryota; Metazoa; Cnidaria; Anthozoa; Actiniaria; Actiniidae
Biological process (GO): transcription by RNA polymerase I; nucleosome assembly
Cellular component (GO): nucleolus
Molecular function (GO): DNA binding; histone binding
Source: RefSeq, a predicted model, not a curated record